GUCAUCGCGACAUUUCUGCUCGUGUUUUGUUUAUUGAUAAUUUUUUUGUUUAAUAAAAGACAAAAUAAUUCUAAUUACUCUUUCCAGUCUAGUAAUAAACAUAUUGAUUUUGUGAACCACGCGGUACUAAGUUUGAAAUUGACACAAUGGAUAAAGAUCAACCGAAGGCUAUUGCUGCCAAAACUUUUGCAGAAAGACAAGCUGAGCGUAUGAAACGCCUAAAAUCUUUACAUUCAGCUCGAAAUGAAGCGAGGACAUUGAAUUAUAAGGAAGUCGUUGAAGAAGACGCCCGCAAUAAAUUGCCGAAAAAUUGGGAAGCCAGAAAACGUCAAGCAGAAUGGAUGUUAGCAGAUGAAGAAGCUAGAAAGCAAGCUGCUUCCAAUGGGGAGGAUUACGACAGAGUGAAAUUACUAAGUAUUUCGGCUACUGAUGCUGAAAUUCUUGAACGCAAGAAGAAAAAGAAAAAUCCAGAUGAAGGUUUUGCAGAUUAUGAACAGGCAACAGCACGACAAUAUAAUAGGCUUAUUAGAAAUAUGGGUCCCCGUGAUAUGGAGCGCUACAACGAACAAAAAGAAAAGUUAGGUGAUGCUUUUUAUGGGGGCCCGAAUACUAUUUUACAAGGGCUUCACAAGGACAGAAAAGAUGCUAUUGACAAUAUGGUUCAAGAUUUAGAGAAACAAAUUAGUAAGAGAGAGAAGUAUUCUAGAAGAAGAACACACAAUGAUGACGCUGAUAUUGACUAUAUCAAUGAAAGAAAUGCCAAAUUCAAUGAAAAAUUAAAUAGAUUUUAUGGUGAAUACACUGUCGAAACAAAGCAAAAUUUAGAAAGAGGUACUGCUGUAUAA
Ctenocephalides felis (cat flea) is the source of this 845-nucleotide messenger RNA. RefSeq names its product pre-mRNA-splicing factor Syf2. Bases 147 to 845 code for a protein of 232 amino acids. The transcript has a single exon. Gene Ontology annotation, cellular component: post-mRNA release spliceosomal complex; Prp19 complex; catalytic step 2 spliceosome. The record is from RefSeq and is a predicted model, not a curated record. Lineage: Eukaryota; Metazoa; Arthropoda; Insecta; Siphonaptera; Pulicidae.